Molecule: messenger RNA, 7215 nt
Organism: Knipowitschia caucasica
Lineage: Eukaryota; Metazoa; Chordata; Actinopteri; Gobiiformes; Gobiidae
Source: the annotation of a GenBank genome assembly
AUGUUCCAGGAUCCACAUCAGACCACUAACCAGGAAAGACCUGCAGGGGGCAGCAGACGCCUCUUCAGUGACGCACUCAGGAGAGACAGAACCUCACAGAGACAGAACCCUCAGAGACAGAACCUCACAGAGACAGAACCCUCAGAGACAGAACCUCACAGAGACAGAACCUCACAGAGACAGAACCCUCAGAGACAGAACCUCACAGAGACAGAACCCUCAGAGACAGAACCUCACAGAGACAGAACCUCACAGAGACAGAACCCUCAGAGACAGAACCUCACAGAGACAGAACCCUCAGAGACAGAACCUCACAGAGACAGAACCCUCAGAGACAGAACCUCACAGAGACAGAACCUCACAGAGACAGAACCCUCAGAGACAGAACCCUCACAGAGACAGAACCCUCAGAGACAGAACCUUACAGAGACAGAACCCUCACAGAAACAGAACUUCUCACAGAGACAGAACCCUCAGAGACAGAACCCUCAGAGAAAGAACCUCACAGAGACAGAACCUCACAGAGACAACCUCACAGAGACAGAACCUCACAGAGACAGAACCUCACAGAGACAGAACCCUCAGAGAAAGAACCUCACAGAGACAGAACCCUCAGAGACAGAACCUUACAGAGACAACCUCACAGAGACAGAACCUCACAGAGACAGAACCUCACAGAGACAGAACCCUCAGAGACAGAACCUCACAGAGACAGAACCCUCACAGAGACAGAACCUCACAGAGACAGAACCUCACAGAGACAGAACCAUCACAGAGACAGAACCUCACAGAGACAGAAUCUCACAGAGACAGAACCAUCACAGAGACAGAACCUCACAGAGACACAACCUCACAGAGACAGAACCAUCACAGAGACAGAACCUCACAGAGACAGAACCUCACAGAGACAGAACCAUCACAGAGACAGAACCUCACAGAGACAGAACCCUCACAGAGACAGAACCCUCACAGAGACAGAACCCUCAGAGACAGAACCUCACAGAGACAGAACCUCACAGAGACAUGGACCUCACAGAGACAUGGUCCUCACAGAGACACAGACCUCACAGAGACAUGGUCCUCACAGAGACAGGGACCUCACAGAGACAUGGUCCUCACAGAGACACAGACCUCACAGAGACACGGUCCUCACAGAGACACAGACCUCACAGAGACAUGGUCCUCACAGAGACACAGACCUCACAGAGACAUGGUCCUCACAGAGACACAGACCUCACAGAGACAUGGACCUCACAGAGACACAGACCUCACAGAGACACGGCCCUCACAGAGACACGGUCCUCACAGAGACACGGACCUCACAGAGACACGGUCCUCACAGAGACACAGACCUCACAGAGACAUGGUCCUCACAGAGACACGGUCCUCACAGAGACAUGGUCCUCACAGAGACACGGACCUCACAGAGACACGGUCCUCACAGAGACAUGGACCUCACAGAGACAGGGUCCUCACAGAGACAUGGACCUCACAGAUACAGGGUCCUCACAGAGACAUGGACCUCACAGAGACAGAACCAUCACAGAGACAGAACCUCACAGAGACAGAACCUCACAGAGACAGAACCAUCACAGAGACAGAACCUCACAGAGACAGAACCCUCACAGAGACAGAACCCUCACAGAGACAGAACCCUCAGAGACAGAACCCUCACAGAGACAGAACCUCACAGAGACAGAACCAUCACAGAGACAGAACCUUCACAGAGACAGAACCCUCACAGAGACAGAACCCUCACAGAGACAGAACCCUCACAGAGACAGAACCAUCACAGAGACAGAACCUCACAGAGACAGAACCAUCACAGAGACAGAACCUCACAGAGACAGAACCUCACAGAGACAGAACCAUCACAGAGACAGAACCUCACAGAGACAGAACCUCACAGAGACAGAACCCUCACAGAGACAGAACCCUCACAGAGACAAAACCUCUCAGAGACAGAACCUCACAGAGACAGAACCAUCACAGAGACAGAACCCUCACACAGAACCCUCACAGAGACAAAACCCUCAGAGACAAAACUCUCAGAGACAGAACCUCACAGAGACAGAACCUCACAGAGACAGAACCCUCAGAGACAGAACCUCACAGAGACAGAACCCUCAGAGACAGAACCCUCACACAAGACAGAACCCUCUGAGACAGAACCCUCUGAGACAGAACCCUCUGAGACAGAACCCUCUGAGACAGAACCCUCUGAGACAGAACCCUCUGAGACAGAACCCUCUGAGACAGAACUCACCUUUCCUUCUCUACACUGACACUGACCUGUGGGUGACGCUCACAGACACUGACCUGUGGGUGACGCUCACAGACACAGACACUGACCUGUGGGUGACGCUCACAGACACACUGACCUGUGGGGACACUGACGCGCUCACAGACACUGACCUGUGGGUGACGCUCACAGACACUGACACUGACCUGUGGGUGACGCUCACAGACACAGACACUGACCUGUGGGUGACGCUCACAGACACAGACACUGACCUGUGGGUGACGCUCACAGACACUGACCUGUGGGUGACGCUCACAGACACUGACCUGUGGGUGACGCUCACAGACACUGACACUGACCUACACAACACAGACCUGUGGGUGACGCUCACAGACACAGACACUGACCUGUGGGUGACGCUCACAGACACAGACACUGACCUGUGGGUGACGCUCACAGACACAGACACUGACCUGUGGGUGACGCUCACAGACACUGACCUGUGGGUGACGCUCACAGACACUGACCUACACAGACACGCUGACACUGACCUGUGGGUGACGCUCACAGACACUGACCUGUGGGUGACGCUCACAGACACAGACACUGACCUGUGGGUGACGCUCACAGACACAGACACUGACCUGUGGGUGACGCUCACAGACACUGACCUGUGGGUGACGCUCACAGACACAGACACUGACCUGUGGGUGACGCUCACAGACACAGACACUGACCUGUGGGUGACGCUCACAGACACUGACACUGACCUGUGGGUGACGCUCACAGACACAGACACUGACCUGUGGGUGACGCUCACAGACACAGACACUGACCUGUGGGUGACGCUCACAGACACAGACCUGUGGACACACACUGACCCUGUGGACACUGACCUGUGGGUGACGCUCACUGACACUGACCUGUGGGUGACGCUCACAGACACAGACACUGACCUGUGGGUGACGCUCACAGACACUGACCUGUGGGUGACGCUCACAGACACAGACACUGACCUGUGGGUGACGCUCACAGACACAGACACUGACCUGUGGGUGACGCUCACAGACACAGACACAGACCUGUGGACACUGUGGGUGACGCUCACAGACACAGACACUGACCUGUGGGUGAGGCUCACAGACACUGACCUGUGGGUGACGCUCACAGACACUGACCUGUGGGUGAGGCUCACAGACACUGACCUGUGGGUGACGCUCACAGACACUGACCUGUGGGUGACGCUCACAGACACUGACCUGUGGGUGAGGCUCACAGACACUGACCUGUGGGUGACGCUCACAGACACAGACACUGACCUGUGGGUGACGCUCACAGACACUGACCUGUGGGUGACGCUCACAGACACUGACACUGACCUGUGGGUGACGCUCACAGACACUGACCUGUGGGUGACGCUCACAGACACUGACACUGACCUGUGGGUGACGCUCACAGACACAGACACAGACCUGUGGGUGACGCUCACAGACACUGACACUGACCUGUGGGUGACGCUCACAGACACAGACACUGACCCGUGGGUGACGCUCACAGACACUGACCUGUGGGUGACGCUCACAGACACUGACCUGUGGGUGACGCUCACAGACACAGACACUGACCUGUGGGUGACGCUCACAGACACAGACACUGACCUGUGGGUGACGCUCACAGACACUGACCUGUGGGUGACGCUCACAGACACUGACCUGUGGGUGACGCUCACAGACACAGACACUGACCUGUGGGUGACGCUCACAGACACAGACACAGACCUGUGGGUGAGGCUCACAGACACUGACCUGUGGGUGACGCUCACAGACACUGACCUGUGGGUGACGCUCACAGACACUGACACCUACACAGACACUGACCUGUGGGUGACGCUCACAGACACAGACACUGACCUGUGGGUGACGCUCACAGACACAGACACUGACCUGUGGGUGACGCUCACAGACACUGACCUGUGGGUGACGCUCACAGACACUGACCUGUGGGUGACGCUCACAGACACUGACACUGACCUGUGGGUGACGCUCACAGACACUGACCUGUGGGUGACGCUCACAGACACAGACACUGACCUGUGGGUGACGCUCACAGACACAGACACUGACCUGUGGGUGACGCUCACAGACACAGACACUGACCUGUGGGUGACGCUCACAGACACUGACCUGUGGGUGACGCUCACAGACACUGACCUGUGGGUGACGCUCACAGACACAGACACUGACCUGUGGGUGACGCUCACAGACACUGACACUGACCUGUGGGUGACGCUCACAGACACAGACACUGACCUGUGGGUGACGCUCACAGACACAGACACUGACCUGUGGGUGACGCUCACAGACACUGACACUGACCUGUGGGUGACGCUCACAGACACUGACACUGACCUGUGGGUGACGCUCACAGACACAGACACUGACCUGUGGGUGACGCUCACAGACACAGACCUGUGGGUGACGCUCACAGACACUGACACUGACCUGUGGGUGACGCUCACAGACACUGACACUGACCUGUGGGUGACGCUCACAGACACUGACCUGUGGGUGACGCUCACAGACACAGACACUGACCUGUGGGUGACGCUCACAGACACUGACACAGACACAGACCUGUGGGUGACGCUCACAGACACUGACCUGUGGGUGACGCUCACAGACACUGACCUGUGGGUGACGCUCACAGACACAGACCUGUGGGUGACGCUCACAGACACAGACACUGACCUGUGGGUGACGCUCACAGACACUGACACAGACACAGACCUGUGGGUGACGCUCACAGACACAGACACAGACCUGUGGGUGACGCUCACAGACACUGACCUGUGGGUGACGCUCACAGACACUGACCUGUGGGUGACGCUCACAGACACUGACCUGUGGGUGACGCUCACAGACACAGACACUGACCUGUGGGUGACGCUCACAGACACAGACACUGACCUGUGGGUGACGCUCACAGACACAGACACUGACCUGUGGGUGACGCUCACAGACACAGACACUGACCUGUGGGUGACGCUCACAGACACAGACACUGACCUGUGGGUGACGCUCACAGACACUGACACUGACCUGUGGGUGACGCUCACAGACACUGACACUGACCUGUGGGUGACGCUCACAGACACAGACACUGACCUGUGGGUGACGCUCACAGACACUGACACUGACCUGUGGGUGACGCUCACAGACACUGACACUGACCUGUGGGUGACGCUCACAGACACAGACACUGACCUGUGGGUGACGCUCACAGACACAGACACUGACCUGUGGGUGACGCUCACAGACACUGACCUGUGGGUGACGCUCACAGACACAGACCUGUGGGUGACGCUCACAGACACUGACACUGACCUGUGGGUGACGCUCACAGACACUGACACUGACCUGUGGGUGACGCUCACAGACACAGACACUGACCUGUGGGUGACGCUCACAGACACUGACCUGUGGGUGACGCUCACAGACACAGACACUGACCUGUGGGUGACGCUCACAGACACAGACACUGACCUGUGGGUGACGCUCACAGACACAGACACUGACCUGUGGGUGACGCUCACAGACACAGACACUGACCUGUGGGUGACGCUCACAGACACAGACACAGACCUGUGGGUGACGCUCACAGACACUGACCUGUGGGUGACGCUCACAGACACUGACCUGUGGGUGACGCUCACAGACACUGACUUGUGGGUGACGCUCACAGACACUGACCUGUGGGUGACGCUCACAGACACAGACACUGACCUGUGGGUGACGCUCACAGACACAGACACUGACCUGUGGGUGACGCUCACAGACACAGACACUGACCUGUGGGUGACGCUCACAGACACAGACACUGACCUGUGGGUGACGCUCACAGACACAGACACUGACCUGUGGGUGACGCUCACAGACACUGACACUGACCUGUGGGUGACGCUCACAGACACUGACACUGACCUGUGGGUGACGCUCACAGACACAGACACUGACCUGUGGGUGACGCUCACAGACACUGACACUGACCUGUGGGUGACGCUCACAGACACAGACCUGUGGGUGACGCUCACAGACACUGACACUGACCUGUGGGUGACGCUCACAGACACUGACACUGACCUGUGGGUGACGCUCACAGACACAGACACUGACCUGUGGGUGACGCUCACAGACACAGACACUGACCUGUGGGUGACGCUCACAGACACAGACACUGACCUGUGGGUGACGCUCACAGACACAGACACUGACCUGUGGGUGACGCUCACAGACACCGACACUGACCUGUGGGUGACGCUCACAGACACUGACCUGUGGGUGACGCUCACAGACACGGACACUGACCUGUGGGUGACGCUCACAGACACUGACCUGUGGGUGACGCUCACAGACACAGACACUGACCUGUGGACACAGACACAGACCACUGACCUGUGGGUGACGCUCACAGACACAGACACAGACACUGACCUGUGGGUGACGCUCACAGACACAGACACUGACCUGUGGGUGACGCUCACAGACACAGACACUGACCUGUGGGUGACGCUCACAGACACAGACACUGACCUGUGGGUGACGCUCACAGACACAGACACUGACCUGUGGGUGACGCUCACAGACACAGACACUGACCUGUGGGUGACGCUCACAGACACAGACACUGACACUGACCUGUGGGUGACGCUCACAGACACAGACACUGACCUGUGGGUGACGCUCACAGACACAGACACUGACCUGUGGGUGACGCUCACAGACACAGACACUGACCUGUGGGUGACGCUCACAGACACAGACACUGACCUGUGGGUGACGCUCACAGACACAGACACUGACCUGUGGGUCACGCUCACAGACACAGACACUGACCUGUGGGUGACGCUCACAGACACUGACCUGUGGGUGAGGCUCACAGACACUGCUUCAGCACAAUCCUCUUUUGAAUCUUGA